Molecule: messenger RNA, 5507 nt
Organism: Mizuhopecten yessoensis (Yesso scallop)
Lineage: Eukaryota; Metazoa; Mollusca; Bivalvia; Pectinida; Pectinidae
Product: acetylcholine receptor subunit alpha-like 2
Exons: 4
Coding region: 168-1493 (441 amino acids)
Biological process (GO): regulation of membrane potential; nervous system process; signal transduction
Cellular component (GO): synapse; neuron projection; membrane
Molecular function (GO): extracellular ligand-gated monoatomic ion channel activity; neurotransmitter receptor activity; transmembrane signaling receptor activity
Source: RefSeq, a predicted model, not a curated record
UCUUCAACGCGACAUAUCAGUAAACGGGAGCGAUGUAAAGAUAUAAUUUUAAUUAGAUUGAGAUAUUUUUAAACCACCUUCAAACUUACUGGUUUAAUAGAAAUGCACACAUAUUCAAAGAAAUCCCCUGUUUGUGAGGUUAGUUGAAGAGGAAGUCACUGUGUCAGAUGUCACCACUUUAUGCGAAGCAAAUAUCACUGAAGACAUUUGUGAUGGUCCUGCCGCUAGGGGGAGUUGUCACGGCAACCAGGACGAUGAAGACGUUACUGAUGGUCCUGUUUCUAGGGAGUGUUGUCAAGGCCACAGGGACAAUGAAGGAUAUUGAGACAUUAAAUGACACCUUAUUCGAGGAAUACAGAUCCGAGUUUCGACCGGCGUUUUACAAUAACGACACAGUAGACGUCGAACUCCAGUACUACCUGUACUCCGUCAUUGACUUCAAUGUCGUCAACGAGAUUGUCUCAUUAUCUGGAAUUAUGAGAAUGAUCUGGAAGGAUUAUCGCCUGACGUGGGACCCACAGAAGUAUGGUGGCGUUGAAGGGAUGGUGCUACCGGCUAACCAGGUGUGGUUACCUACUAUAGUUUUGAUGACAGCCGUGGAUAGUAUAGGACAUAUUGGAUCAGAGGAUUUCAGCGUCUACGUCCACUACAGCGGAGAGAUUUACUGGAAUCCAGCCAACAUACUCAUGUCGUCGUGUGACGCUAAUAUGCGUUCCUUCCCGAAGGACCAACAUACCUGUGUGUUGAUACUCAACAACAUGAUUCACACCAAAGAGGAGAUGAGACUGGUGGCCUCAAGCCCAUCUGUCAAUAUGGACUUUUAUGCAAAGAACGGUGAAUGGGACGUCAUAUGGACCAAAGUUUCGGACAAGUUCGAUAAAUAUAAGAAAAUAGCGUCAGCCUCAUUCAUAUCCAUUACAAUUAGUAUGGCCCGGAAGUCAGAAUACUUUAUAAUCAACAUGCUUAUUCCGGUAACGGUGCUGUGUUUAAUAGAGUCCCUUGUAUUUUUGAUCCCCGUGAGCGCUAGCGAUAGAAUUUCGUUUUCAAUGACUCUUUUUCUAGCUCUGGCUGUCUACAUGGCUGUCAUGGGUGAAUUCCUUCCAACGACCUCUGAACCUUUGCCAGGAAUGACGUACUUCCUGUUAGCGUCGGUUAUACACAGCACCGUGGUGAUUUUGAUGACUUUAAUAACAGUUCGUUUAUACGACAGAGAACAUCCACCUGACUGGUUGGUUCAUUUGUACCAACUAAUAGUUAGGAAAAGUAGGAAGAGUAAACAACCGCGGACUGAUGAAGACUUAAAUGAGAAUCUCCCACUUGACAGCGGGAAUCGUGAGUCUGUUGUAUUAGUGGAAAAUAAUGGUAUGUUGAAACGCUCCUUGCUGAACGCUGUGGACGUUUUCAUGUUUGUGAUAUCAUUGUCGAGCAUGCUUCUGAUGUGUAUUGUGUUCUAUAUAGUGUACCUUCGCCUCGACAAGAACGCACCACAUUGACCAGUUUAUCCCAGUGUAUGCAUGGCCUUAUGCAAUGUGUACCUCUGUCACGUCAAGUAUACCGUACAGCUCAUUGACCAGUUUACCGCAGUGCUUUGAAUUGCACAUGUUGUACCUUAGCCAGGACAAGAAUACAGUAUGGUGUACUACCAGUUUACCAAACUUUGGCAGUAAAAGUACUAUCGUUUGAGAGGUUUUACACAGGUUGUACAAUUGAAAAAAUCUUGUUUUUUGGCAACUUGUCAUUAUCAUCUUAGGGAGGAUUUAGUAAUAUGCCUUGAAUUCAAACUUUCAUCAGAGAAAUAGAAUGACACAUUUAAUAUAAAAUAAAAGGAUUGACAACAAAUUUUAUUCACAUUAAUCCUUCGUUUCAAAGUCAACCGUAAACAUUUUAAAAAGAAAUACGCAAAAUCCUUUUGAGAAAUAUUGUUUCCUAUUUUAAGAUGUAUCUCUAUAAGGAACGAUUUUUUCGUGAAGUGUAAUUUUAUUUUCUCGGGAAUAGAAUAUUUUCAGAUGUAAAAUUCUCAAGAACAUGUUUUGACACACCUGCAUUAUAUGUAAUAUUAUAGCAUGGUGAAUUCACCGCCAAAUGGUUUUUUCAUAUCCGGUCAGAACUUCACUAUUUGUACAUUAUGUACAUCGUUAAAUGUAACUCUUCACAAUCUAUUUUCGUCAUUUAUAUCAAAUAAAGCGCAGUGAAUAUUAUUCCGCUUCGGGGAUAAGAUAUACAUCAUGUUAUAAAAAUGUAUUUUGUGCACAGCUGUAUAUCUUACAUGGUGUUAGAUUUCGUUUUGGUUGGGAAAGACGACACAACUUGCAUUACAAACGCUGUUAACAGUCCAGACACGUGUUCAUUCAUUUAUGUUCGUAUUAAAGCGAUGGCAAUUUAUAUAAAAUCAGGCGACUUGGAAAUAAAUUUACAUAAACUGUAUGGUCCAUCGAAAUAUAAGAAUAGAGUAAAAAAAACAAAAAACACGACAAUUUACUAAAGUGUAUUGUAUGUCUAUAUUUAACAAUAAUUUAACAUGGUCUCUCAACUAAGUACAACACACGGGUAGCUUUCGGCGACCUCCUGGUUGCCUUCUUCAGCACUUACUGAGAUCAAUAGGGGGCUUCAGACUUGUCUGAUGAUUCAGUCAUGUGACAUGGGGAUUAUCCUCAAGUCAUGUUACUGAUUCAGGCUGGCAUAUGCUGGCGGUAGGUUGUAGCGCCCUCGUUCUUGAUUCAAGUCUAGACUAGUGGCCAUGAUGACCCCUCUCUGGGAUCAACGGGGGUCUUGGUCCAGAUCUCUAAUGUUGGGAGCCCCAAAAGAGUGUGAUCUUCGGCUCAUGUGAGCUCUGGCUUUUAGCAAGCCUCUGUGAUGUUCUGAGACGCGUUUUCGGUAGGCCCUUUCUGUCUCACCCACAUAUGCUGCUGGGAUCCUACACAGAUAAUAUGGUUUAUUGCUCCUGACUUUUCAAGUGUCUUUGUCUUAUUUUUGGGAGCCACAAUCAUGCUACGAAUCGUAUUUGUAGGUUUAGUGUGUACAGUGACACCAAGCUUUCAGAUCUUCCUAUUGAUCGCCUCAGACAUACCGCCCACGUAGGGAAUUGUAACAUGUCCCUUCACUGGGCGGUUACUUUUCACUGAUGGGUGAGUGGUCUUAUAUCUGCUGCUGUGUUGUUCCCAUGCCUACUUGCUGUAACCCGAGAAGUUGAGUACCUGCUUAAGAUGGUCUAUGGUAUGCCCCAUAGAAAAUGUAUCAAAAAUAAUAAAGGGCUUUUCUUAAUAGCAACAAUUAUCUUUAUACGGAUUUAAUUGCAUGUGUUGACGGAUCCUUAGAUGUGUUACCCGUAUGAUAUAACGUCUGGCUCCCGUGCUUCUGGUGUCGGGUACAUGUACAUACACUGUAUUCUACCGACUCCCAGUGUCACUUUUUAAAAAGCGUUAUCUAGUUACACAACCGCAUAAUGUUAACUUGUUUAUGUAGAUACCGUAGAUGCGAUAGGUGAAUAGUAAUGAGUAAUCUCGACUAUAGUGCAUGUUACAAUUUGGCUGAUAUCUCCACUUCACUUGUAAUACGAAAAAGGUCGGGUUUUAAAUCUGAAAAGAGUACAUGCUUUCUUUUUAAAAAAAUCGUCGGAGUCAUAAAUCAAAUGGCUCUAAAAAGUAUGUAUAAGAUAUGUAUAUAGAGAGUAAAUAUAAAAGUAACGCAUGCGUGCGUUUGUGUUGAUUAUGGAAUAUAUUAUGCAAAGAGAUAGAUAAAAUAUUGUUAUAGAAAAGAUAGACGGGUUAACAUAUUCUAUAUUUCAAAGGAUGUGGACAUCCUGAUUUAUAUCAUGUUUGUUGAUAACUUCGAUUUUUUAUCACACAUUUUACAUUUGUAAGGUGUAGAUUUUAGUUAACUGAAGACUAACAUGUAUUCCUUAAGAUAUAUUUUAUUUUCAAACAACAGUUACUGGAACAAUCAGUCCAGGUUUUGAGCCUGACAUUAUUUAAUGUCUGGUUCACUAUGUCUAAUACCGUCGGUGAUCUACAUACGAUCCUGGUUUGGACGAAGGAAUUUUAGACGUAGGAACGUGCUGUACCGGAAACGCUUCCGGAGUAUCUCGUGUAACCUCCGAUGUUUUUGUGGGCGGCCAUGAUGCCUUUCCAUUUGGCGUCUCAUCAGUUCAAGUUGUUUGUAUUUCUGAUUUCUGUGCCAGCGCUGUGGUUUAUCUGUUACUGUCUUACACAUAAUGGUGCAGUUUAAUGCUGAGUUUGCUUUGGUUUUUGUUUAUAUAUCAAGAAACGUUCAUAUGUAUUUCUAGAACGACUUUUACGCAUUAAGGUGGUUGCCCUGUUUUUGUUCUACCCGUUCCAAGGUUGGCCGUGACUUAGUGCAGGAUUUUGUUUUGGCACACAUUACAAGUAAAAUGUUAGUUGUAGAAUUAAUUAUUUGCUGUAGCAAAUAUGCUGUAAAUUUGUGAAGGUUUUAAGAAAUUUUCGAUUUUUCGUUAUUUUGACAUUUUUUUAUGACACUGACGAGUCCAAAAUUGACGGAUUGGCCAUAUGGUGCAAUAAUCGUUAACUUUGCUUGUUUUACUGCAUCGACAAACUAUAUUUCUAAAUAGUAGCUUCCUUUCUUCCUUACUUUGUAGGUUUAGUACUUGUAUGACACAAUGGCAUGCUUUUCUUUUUUUUUUAUCUAUUAAUUUUGCCCACAGAAAUGUAUUUUGCUAUUUUUGAUGAUUGAUCAGAUAUUACAAAAUGGCGAUAUAAUUGGUAUGACAGGGUGAAUCAUGGUUAUUUUAUUUUUAUUUAUUACACAGCAAGGGAAAAGUUAAAAUUCAAUUUUUCUCAUGACCAGCGUGAAUUUGGAAACUUAUUAAAUAUUCGGCUAGUUUGAUAAACAAAUCUUACAAAAACAGGUAAAACACUUUUUAAGCCCCAUACUUCAACAUGUCAACGUCAAAGAAAAACGGAAAACGUAUAACUAAAAGUGCUGACAGGGCACCUUCAGUCUGGGUAUCGUGUGCGCCCUUUUGCACGAGAAUACCAUAGACGUUGAUAUGUUGUAGUAUAGGUGUUUAAAAGCAGCAUAAAAAGUAUAAUUGUGCUUACGAGAUUGAGUAUCAAACUAGCUCAAUCUAGAGCCGGUCUAGCCAAAUGUUGAAUAAGUAACCAACGUCACAAUGGUUCUCUCAUCGACGGAAAAAAAAAAGAUUGUUUUUAUCAUCUCAAUGGCAAAAAAAAUGGUUCUUUUGUCCUAAAAUAUUUACAUUCGUAUGCUUCGACCCAUUGACGAAAUUGACAUUCAUUUUUGCAUAACACAGGUGACCUCAUCACUGCGUAUUGAUACACUCAAUGACGCAGCACAGGGCGUACUUGGUUCACGUGCGCCGUAAUACAGCCCUUGAUUUAGACUUGUUAUGCUUAUAUGAAUUAACAUUUAACAUAAUUGGCUUGAUUUUAAAGCUAAAAUAAGGCAUGUAAAGUAUAUGAAAAUACUAUACGAUUUGUAUAAAUUCUAUAAAUUAAAUUUUGAAAAUUGAA